AAUGUUAGUCAUUACUCAAUGGUCAAGGGAAUGGUAAUGGAGUGGUGUACUUAACCAAAUCAGAGCCGGAUAAUACACAGAAGGGUUUUUGCGUCGUUUUCCCUGUUUAGGGCUUUGAGCACAGAGCGAUUCAAAGGAAACAAGUUCUCUCUGUCUUCGACAUUCAACCAUGGCAGACGACGACUACAAUGAUGUGGAUAUGGGAUAUGAGGAUGAGCCGCCAGAGCCUGAGAUUGAAGAAGGAGCAGAAGAGGAUGUUGAUAACAAUAACAAUGAGGAUGUUAAUGGGGAACCCAUUGAAACUGAGGAUAAAGAAGAACAAGAAUCUGUGGAACGUCCUCGUAAAACAUCAAAAUAUAUGACUAAAUAUGAGCGUGCCAGAAUUUUGGGAACUCGUGCUUUGCAGAUCAGCAUGAAUGCUCCUGUAAUGGUUGAGUUGGAGGGUGAGACUGACCCACUUGAGAUUGCAAUGAAGGAACUCCGCGAGCGGAAAAUACCUUUCACCAUCCGGCGCUACCUCCCUGAUGGAAGUUAUGAGGACUGGGGAGUGGAUGAAUUGAUCGUGGAAGAUUCUUGGAAGAGGCAAGUUGGAGGUGAUUAAUCAAAUGGCAUUUGAUCAUUGCAGCUUAUCAUUUAGUCAUUGGAAGACGGCUUCUAAAAGUGACUUCCGGUGUAUGGUAGUGCAACAUCAUUUUAUCAUCGACAAGCAUCUAGUUGUAUAAAUGGUCUCUUAACUUUCUGCUAGCCCCUUGGAACAUGAAGUGCAAACUACUAAUAUAUUUUGUCGUGGUGACUGGCUAAUGGUUGCUGAACUCAAUGAUCUUAAGAAUAUAUUUUUGCCUUAAUUGGAUAAA
This is a messenger RNA of Hevea brasiliensis (rubber tree), 854 nucleotides long. Its product is annotated as DNA-directed RNA polymerases II, IV and V subunit 6A. NCBI's taxonomy places the organism in Eukaryota, Viridiplantae, Streptophyta, Magnoliopsida, Malpighiales, Euphorbiaceae. Gene Ontology annotation, cellular component: RNA polymerase II, core complex; RNA polymerase I complex; RNA polymerase III complex. The transcript has 6 exons. The coding region runs from base 170 to 601 and encodes 143 amino acids. Gene Ontology annotation, molecular function: DNA binding; DNA-directed RNA polymerase activity. The record is from RefSeq and is a predicted model, not a curated record. Gene Ontology annotation, biological process: DNA-templated transcription.